AUGACACCAGAUCCACAGCCGACCGAGGCUCAUGAGCAUAGCUCUGGCCUGUCCACUUUCAUGGAACAACCACAGCUGCUAUACAUCAAUGGAAAAUCCCAACCCAGCUCAGACGGCGCCACCUUCCCUGUCAACAACCCGAUGACGGGCCAACACAUAUACGAUUGCGCAUCAGCUUCUGUCGACGACUACAGCCUUGCCAUCGAAAACGCCUACGAGGCAUACCAGUCAUGGUCCAAAAGAGGUCCUACCGCUAGACGAAUGGUCUUCCUGAAGGCUGCCGACAUACUCGACUCGUAUUUACACCAGGAUGCCGGUGAGAUAAUGUCCCAGGAGAUAUCGGCGCCAGAUUACUGGAUACGAGGCGAAGUCAUCCCGACGGACCGUCCCGGGACGACGGCAUUCAUGGAGAGACAGCCGGUCGGGGUCGUGUUUGGGAUAGCUCCCUGGAACGCUCCAGUGAAUCUCACAGCAAGGGCUGUCGCCUGUCCCCUCAUUUGCGGGAACACAGUCGUGCUGAAGCCAUCUGAGUUCAGCCCCAAAAGCCAGCACCUAGUUGUGAGAGCCUUGACCGCCGCCGGGCUGCCGCCAGGAUGCCUGAACUUCCUCCCUACGAGCCCGGAAAGAGCACCGCAGGUGACCGAGUUUGCCGUCAAGCACCCAAAGGUUCUCCGGGUCAACUUUACUGGAAGCGACCGUGUCGGACGAAUCAUUGGUAGUUGGGCAGCUGAGUGUGUGAAGCAGUGUAUCCUGGAGCUUGGCGGCAAGGCACCAGUCAUUAUCUUUGACGAUGCCAACAUUGAUGCAGCGGUUGAGGCUGUGGUAUUCGGCGCUUUGUCAUAUAGCGGGCAGAUUUGCAUGUCGACCGAGCGUGUGUUGCUUCACCGAUCCAUCAGUGAGAAGUUCAAAGCGAAACUUCUAGCUAAGGUAGCGACUGUGAAGACCGGGAACCAUCUGGAAGAUUCCGGUGUCUCGCUCUCGGGCCUUUUCACGCCGGCGUCAGCGAGGCGCGUCAUCGACUUGGUGAAGUCAGCGGUUCAUGGCGGCGGCGCGAAGCUGCUUGCGGGUGACCUGGAAAUCACGGGUCCCAACAAGACCAUUGUGAGGCCUCACGUACUAGAGGGGGUGAAGCGGGAUAUGGAUAUUGCAAAGAAGGAGUCGUUUGGGCCCGUCAUUAUCCUCUCCGAAUUCGAAACUGACGAGGAAGCAGUUGCGCUGGCCAACGAUAGUGAGUUUUCACUCUGUGCAAGCGUUUUCUCGACGGAUGUUGUCAGAGCACUCGACAUUGCGAGGCAGGUUCGGGCAGGUGCUUGUCACAUCAACGGGCCUACCGUGUAUGUCGAGGCAACUCUGCCUCAAGGAGGGACCGGUGGAAGCAGCGGUUAUGGUCGGUUCGGUGGCAUGGCCCGGGUUGAGGCCUUCACGGAGAGGAAGAUUGUUACCCUCGCUACAUCCAAGCUGAUGUAUGCUUUCUGA
Neurospora tetraspora is the source of this 1476-nucleotide messenger RNA. Its product is annotated as Aldehyde/histidinol dehydrogenase. Gene Ontology annotation, molecular function: oxidoreductase activity, acting on the aldehyde or oxo group of donors, NAD or NADP as acceptor. NCBI's taxonomy places the organism in Eukaryota, Fungi, Ascomycota, Sordariomycetes, Sordariales, Sordariaceae. The record is from RefSeq and is a predicted model, not a curated record. The transcript has 3 exons. The coding region runs from base 1 to 1476 and encodes 491 amino acids.